GGCGGGAUGGAGCGGGCGGAGGCCUACGGCUUCUCUGCCGCCAUGAGCGGCGCCUUCCUGCUGUCGUGCCUGCUCUUCGCGGCGAUCAGCCGCCGCCAGCGCGGGCCCUACAUGGACGAAGCCUUCCACGUCCCCCAGGCGCAGGCCUACUGCCACGGCCGCUUCCUCCAGUGGGACCCAAUGAUCACCACGCUGCCGGGCUUGUACCUGGUCUCGGUGGGCAUAGUGAAGCCCACAGCGUGGCUCUUCGGGUGGACGGGAAGCGUGGUGUGCUCCACGGGAAUGCUCAGGUUUAUUAACCUCCUUUUCAGUGCUGGGAACUUCUACUUACUGUAUUUACUUCUGUUCAAGAUCCAUCAGAAGAAUAAGGCUGUGUCUGGUUUCCAGAGAAUCUUGUCUACGUUAACUCUUGCAAUGUUUCCCACCCUUCACUUUUUUACAUUCCUUUAUUAUACAGACCCAGGAUCAGUAUUUUUUACUCUCUUUGCCUAUUUAAUGUGCCUUUAUGGUAACCAUAAAACUUCAGCUCUCCUUGGAUUUUGUGGCUUCAUGUUUCGUCAGACGAAUAUUGUGUGGACAGUUUUUUGUGCUGGAAAUGUUGUUGCAGAGAGGCUAAAUGAAGCCUGGAAGACAGAGUUACAGAAAAAGAAAGAUGAAAAGAUUUCUUCCAGGAAAGGAUCAUUUGCAGAUUUGAUCAGAAUAUUUCAGUUUCUUAUUGAAUAUCUCGUAUCACCUAAAAACUUAGUUACACUUACUGUUUUGACUUGGCCAUACAUCGUAUUAGUAACUGUGUUCUUUGUUUUUGUCUUCAUCAACGGUGGAAUAGUUGUUGGUGACAGAAGUAGCCAUGAAGCCUGUUUGCACUUUCCUCAAUUGUUCUACUUUUUGUCCUUUACUGUUUUUUUUUCAUUCCCUCAUUUAUUGACCCCUACUAAAAUCAGGAAAUUCCUUCUGUCAUUACGAAAGCACCCUAUGCAGUACAGCUUAAUCGCUGUCAUCUCUUUAUUCCUGAUCUGGAAAUUUACUUAUGUUCAUAAGUAUUUACUAGCAGAUAACAGACAUUAUACAUUCUAUGUCUGGAGAAAAGUCUUCCAAAGACACGAGCUUGUAAAAUAUUUAUUAGUUCCAGUCUAUAUAUUUGCUGGCUGGAGUUUCACUGAUACACUGAAAUCAAAAUCAAUAUUCUGGAUCUUAAUGUAUUUUGUAUGUUUAUUAGCAGUCACGGUUCCUCAAAAAUUGCUAGAAUUUCGUUACUUUAUUUUGCCAUUCUUAAUAUAUAGGCUCAAUAUUCCGUUUCCAUCUCUAUAUAGACAACUUCUGGAGCUGGCUUUUUAUAUUGCUGUGAAUGCUGUAACUUUUUAUCUUUUUCUAAACAGAACAUUCCAAUGGCCAAAUAGUGAUGAAAUCCAGAGGUUUAUGUGGUGACUUUUUUUUUGAUACUUUCAUACCCUUAGGAGAACCCAGUUCUGUUUCAGGACUGUGGACCCUGGAAUGAAGCAAUAUGUUUUGCAUUAUGUAAGGACUUUUUUCCUCAGUUGGAAUUGAGGAAGUAAGCUGCUUAUAUUGUUGCAACUGACUGUGAGAUAUGAUAAUGUUGUAAUGUGAAGAUACUCCAUAUACUGAAUUUAUGAGCUCCUGGAAUUAACGAAUACAACAUGGGAAAUUUAAGAACACCUUUCUGUAAUUAAUGUGAAGGCAGAUGUUUACAGUAAUUUUUCAUGAUAAUAAAAUAUUAUAUAACAUGCCCUUGAAGGUAUGGCAACUUAACAAAGUAUUUCAGUGUUUAACCUUUUUGUUAACUUUGGGUGCAUAUUUACUCCUUGGAUCUGGCCACUUCCAUGUAGGUUUGCUAGUGGUCAAGGUAUGAACCUAUUACUGAAGUAUAAUCUUUUCAAAACUUCCUACAUCCCACUGAAUUUUCAUGACUUUUUUUGUCAAUAAAUGCUUACAUUAGUUUUGCAAACAGAAUGUAGGCUCUUAAAUCAUGAGAGCAUUUUGAAAAUUUUAUUUCAAACUCAUAUUUAGAAAAUACAGUGGAGGCUAUGUGCAUGUACCUUCUUUGGGGGAAUGAAUGUUACUGUACAACAAAAGAUAAAUUGCAGUUGAUAAUGUGACCUAUUAGAAGGGGAGUAAUUUAUGUAUGUCAGACUGAAAUGUGUAUUUACGCAGUGGAAUGCAGUAUAAUGAAUACCCUUUUAAAUAAUCAGGCUUUUAUGUCCUGAGGUUCUGUGUUCACAGGUUUGACUGAAGUAGGGUAUGAGUGCACUCCCAAGUUGAACUGAGUGUUUCUAAGAUCCUUGACAUGUAAUCUUAAAGAAAAACUAAUGGCAUUACUGAAUUGUUCUUUUAAAUGUUUUUCGUAUAUAUACACGUCUAAUGGAACUAGGGAGUAUAUAUUUUGUUUUAUAAAGGUAAAAUACCAUGUGUGUAUAUUUUUAAAAGCAUCUAGUGCAUUAUCAUCAGAAUAAAAGAAGGCUGUAAUGGUUCGUCAGUAAAUUACUUUAAUUAGACUCAAAAAUAUUUGAUUGCUUGAAGUUAACUAUUAAGCAGUUUUAUAAAUAUAAGUAAAUUAUGUGGUGGUGGGGAGAAUCCAAAACUUCACAUACUGUGUCCCAUCUUUAAGUUCGUUCUGUAAUGAAAAUACUGCAGCCAAGUCUAUGCAAACAUACCAUAUUAUUGCCACUCCAGUUACUCUGAAAUGGAAUUGUUUCUCAAAAGGUCAGUACUGUGGAGUUAUUACUCACAUUGGUACUGUUAUUUUUCUUUUACUAUAUGCAGAUCAAUGUCCUGGCUCUCUUCCCUCUCCUAACAUUAUCAAGAGUGUGGUUAACUCAGAUUCUCCCAUUCAAUGUUUUUGCAACCCUGUUUCUUCUAAGGAAACUUUAAAGCUAUCUUCAAUGAGUAGGUUUAUUUGUAUUGAAUUUAAGAUGUUUGCUUCUUGUCCUGUUGCCAGUAUGGUAAUUUGUUGGUAACGUGUGUACAAUAGGGAAAGCCAUUUUUGAUUUAGUGCUUAAGGAUAUGCUGUGUUUGGGAACUGUCAGUGCUAGGUGAACGGUUGGACUAGAUGAUCUUCAAGGUACUUUCCAACCUAGAUGAUUCUGUGAUUUGAUUACUCCCUAUUUACUUAUAUAUAAGGUGAAGUGGCAAGAGAAACCCAAAAUGGGUUGCUUUUCAAGUAUCUGGUGUAGUUCUUGCAGAGUCCAGGAUGUUGUUUUCUGUUGUGAUUUUAGUAUGACACAUCUGGGGGGAAGUCUCUCAUGCCUUCUGCUUCCAGUUUUGGUUUUGUAUACCAUGCUAGUAAAAACCUAAACAAGGUAAAGAGCAUAUGUAUGGUUUUGUACAACUUCAUUUGUAUCCUCAAUUUUUUGUACUAAGUGGGUUAAAAUGGUAAUAUGGGAAGGAAUGGGGCUCUGGGUAGAAUUCUGAAUUGUCUUCUAGAUCUGGGGUUUUUUUGGCUUUGUGUAGGGGAGCAGGUGUUUAUUUGCUUGAUGAGAUGCAAAAAUUCCUGUGCUUACAUAGUCCACAGGUGUUUUGUUUUGCCCAGCAUAUUUAUUAUUUGAAUGCCUUUGAUUAUCAGCCCUGUUAGGAAAUACGCUUCCUACUAAUUCUUAAUAGAGAUAGCAGCCAUCUUUCAAGUGAAAAGAACUGAGUUUAAAUUCAUUCCGUUUUAAUGCAUUUCUUCUGAUGAGCUCCACAUCACAAGACACUAGAAAAAGAGAGAUGUUUGUGAAACUGUUGAGGUUCUUUUAACCAGUAUUAUAAGAUGGCAUAAUAUUUCAUCACAGGAUUUAUCAGUGUACUGAACACAUUUUAAUUUGAGUACCAUUAUUUUCAAUGUAUUUCGCAAAUUUAAAAGCAGGCUGAGUUGAUAUGUUUAAAUUAAAGAGGGAAGUGUUUGAAUUACUAAACCUUGAAAGGAGAAUUUUAGAGUAAAGCUAUGAACCACAGGGAGUUUGCAGGUAAUAUUCAAUAUUAGCUGGAUUCAGUAUCAGAAUUCAAGAUGGUUGUAGUUAUAUCAUAAUUAGUCAUUAAGAAAGGUCUCAAAUUCCAUCAACAUCUCUUAGAAAUGUACAAAUAUCAGUAGCAGUAGCACUGUUUAGAUAUAAGAAUUAGUUAUGCAUACUUUAUAAUCCUGAAAUAUUUCCUUUGUAGUUGUUUGUAAUUUAUUAGCUAUUCAUUUUAAAGACAGGCAGAAAGGACUAUGUUUAUCCUGGUUUAUGUUGCUACAGUCUUCUAGUUUCAGUAGAACCAUAAUUGCUUACUUUAGGUUAAUUCCUUAGCAGGUGUCAUUUGUUAAUGAAAUUACUUACAGCAGCAUUCAAAUUAUAAUUUUUUGUAAAUUUUAUUAAUCAGCUAUCCAUUUAGAAAAAAAAUCACACUCAUUUGCUGAAAUGUCCAAGAUGAAACCAAAAAGAGCUAGCUAACAUUUUUAUAAUGGCUGUUUUAAAAUAAAAUCUCAGGUGUUUUUUCUCAGACAAAAAGAUGAUGAUGAUUUUUCAAUAACUGUCAGAAUAAUAAAAAUAGCGAGCUGAACAACCACAGCAUGGCUAAAUUGUUUUGAAGUGGAAAAAAAAAGACAAAUAAUUGAACACAUUUUUUUUCUUUUAGUUAAAAAUAGGUGGUUAUUUGGAAAGAUAGAAAGUUUGUUUGAUAAUCCUAUAUGCUGUGAACUAUAUUCUGUUGUGAGCAUUCUGUAUUGCAUUUGUUUUAAGUUCUUCGACAGCAUGUGUUCAUUCAAAAUUAGCAUGAAUUUUACACCAUAAGCAGUAUGUGCAUGCUGAAAUGGUUAUUUAUCUAUUAUUUUUCUUGUGAGUAGAUAAAUCAGAGGGAUUUCUUCUGUUAAAAAUAUUGUAAGAAAAAGUAUUCUAUAGUCUCUGGGGUCAAACAGUUGAUUUCUUUUUCCUGUUAACACAGGUCUGAUUUAUUCUUUUUCACAAGGUGUCAGUCUUGUGCCAUCUUGUUAAGAUGACCAGCUGCGUAAUACAAUGCUUCUUGAAGUCAUAACAUCAGGGAUUUUAGCAAGGCUAUUUCUGAGAAUUAGAAAACUUCAAGUUCGGUCAUGACUGAUUGCUUGUUUUAGUAGCUGGUUUAGCUAGAAUGUCCUUAUAUGUAAUUUUAAAUAUAUAUUGGUUGUGAAGUUUUAGAAGAAGAGCAAGUUUUGCUCAUCUUUAAACUGCCUUCUUUUGCUUUUUUUUGGUAUUUGUGGGGUUUUCACAACUUUUCUGAGAGAACAAAAUUAAACUUGAAAGCUUACUGUUGAAAUGAUGUCAUUGUUUUAAGCAGUGUAGUUGCUUAGAAAGCAAAUUUCCUGCUGUUACUAAAUUUCGCAGCAUUCUUGUUUUCACAUAUUCAUUGUAUUCAUUGCUGUCUAAAAAGAAAAAAAAAUGGAGGAAAAAAUGAGGAAAGCAAAGUAAUUAUACUUUUGAGAUUGACACAUGGUGAUUUUCUAAAAUAUUUACUCUUUAAUUGAAUGAUGCACAUAUGAAAUAGCUCAAAUGCCUGUUAGCCCUAUAGUAGUUGACAUACUGCAUUUUAAAUGCAUCAUCUCAUUUUUGUGUAAUGAAAAAGUGUAAAGCCAGAGUCUGUGAAAAUGACUUCUUGUAGUUAUCUCAAAUUCUCUGUCUAUAUUCACUGUCCUAAUUUUUUUUCCCUGAAAAGCUUUGCUUCCCUUGCUUAUCUCUUGUUAAAUAGGAUAUGCUUUUUAUUUUCGAUUCAGUGACAUUUGUAUGUUAGCAGAGGCAUCUUUUAUAGAAAAACAUCCUUCUUAAAAGUAUGCUUUAAAUGAAUGCAGAUAAUUGAUUUUACUAACAAACAAUCAUUUUGCAAACAAAAAUAAUCUCUACAUGAGGCAGAACUGCUAACCUAGCUAGCAACGUGUAGCUACAAUGCCCUUAAUUUGUGAGGUUUUGUGCUUAAUCUUGGAAUAUGCUCAGGGCCUCAUGCUGCUCCUUCUGCUUCAGGGAUAGCUGGGAUAUGAGGAGGAGGAAGCAAGAGGAAAAAAAUUUGGAGAGAUAAUUGCCAUUGCAGUGCUACCAUAGCUAGGAGUGUGCAACACCACCAGGAGCAGAAGUGAGCGGGGUGCUUUUGGGGGUUCUGGGGCACUGCUGUAUUUGGCAGUGCACUGCAGUAUGUGGUGAUACAGGAGAGUUGUUUGCCAUGCUUGAGUGGAAAUGUCUUCUCCAGCUGGAAGGAGCUUGUUGCUACAGCUGGCCUGAUCACUAUAGGAAUGAUCUUGCUGAAACUUGGGAGCUAAUUGGUUUAUUUAAAGAUGUUUUGGUACUUAGCUGUGGAUCUGUAAAUAAAAACUGUUCUGUGUUCAAGAAAUGUUGUGAGCUUACUUGAAUCGCAACUCUCUGUUAGUAAUAGGGAAGGGGUUGUUUUCAUUUUUGGAUUGUAAGUUGCCCAGAUACUCUAGUGUUUUUAUACGACAAAAAUUGUUGUAUCUUAAAAAAUAAACACUUUUAAACCA
Molecule: messenger RNA, 6469 nt
Organism: Athene cunicularia (burrowing owl)
Lineage: Eukaryota; Metazoa; Chordata; Aves; Strigiformes; Strigidae
Product: putative Dol-P-Glc:Glc(2)Man(9)GlcNAc(2)-PP-Dol alpha-1,2-glucosyltransferase
Exons: 3
Coding region: 7-1425 (472 amino acids)
Biological process (GO): protein N-linked glycosylation; dolichol-linked oligosaccharide biosynthetic process
Cellular component (GO): endoplasmic reticulum
Molecular function (GO): dolichyl pyrophosphate Glc2Man9GlcNAc2 alpha-1,2-glucosyltransferase activity
Source: RefSeq, a predicted model, not a curated record